CGAUGAUCUCGGGAAAACUAAACCAAAGGAGCCCAGAGGAACAGAACCAAACUUGGUCUUCACUCUAUUUUUUGAGCGAGAAAGCCGAAGAGCCAAAGGCAAGACAUAAGCAGUUGGAAAUGGAGCAAUAUUGAGAACCCUUUUAAGCCUUUUGUACAAUCAUGGAUAUGGCCAACUCUGAGAUAGGUUGAAUGGUUCAUCAGUUCUUUUGGAAGAUUCCGAGUAUCGAAGAAAAGAGCAGAGAAGAUAAGGAAUGGCUUUUAUGAAAAACGAUGAUCACUGGGCUUUUCUGGAAGACAUUGAGGCACCCAUGUGGGUUGAUCUCAAUUUGGAAGCUAAGUCCAACAACCAAAUCAUUGACGACAAGUGGUUUAACAAAAGCCAUCAGUUCCACCAAUGCUCAUCUCGCCAGUUAAAGUCAGCUUUUUCCCAUUCAGGGGAAGAGAGUACAUGCCUAGACGUCGACCUAGCUAGACCACCCUCACCAACCCUUCCAAAUUCUGUGUCAAAAUCGAGAGGAAAACAAUAUAGGAGCAAAAAAUGGAUAGGAGAGAAUCAGGUUUUUUCAUUUGACAAGCCACAUCCAGUCAAGGCUCUGAGUAGGAAAUUGUCAUGCCCUGGAGACAAAAUAAGACCCAAACAAAGCUUCAUACGUUUAAAAGAAACUUCCACUUCAAAAUCAAGUGUAGUCUGUCAAAGCAGUUCAAGUGGCAAGGCCAUAUCUAAUUACUCUAGGUCUCUAUCCACAUGUGGGGAUCCUGGAAGCUGUUCGAGUUCUGAGGCAAACAAGGCAGAUGAAAGCAAUCCAACAAGCACCAUCACAUCUGAGAGUGGUCAGCCACAACAGAUCAAAGUUAUGGAUGUGUCAAGCCAAGCAUUUGGUCAGACACGUGAUCUUUUGUCUGUUAUGAAGAUUAGUCUUAGGAAGAGUCGUGUUAGUGUUAUGAGACAAGCAUCAAGAGUAGAGAUUAACAAUGAUGCACAGCCAUCAAAGGGACGUAAUUCUACAUCCAGUAAGUCUAGUGUCGGAUCAUCCUCGAACCCCAGAUACAAUGUCAGGAUCUCAACAUCUACAUCUGUACAGCCAAAAGAAACAACCCCAGAUAGCAGAAAUGCUGGGAAGGUGACUAAUGUAGUCAAGAGAAAAUUAAAUUCUUCAGGCAUAGUGAAAGCAUCUGCUAUUCAUGUUGAGGAAGGAACAUCUAAUAACAGAAGGGGUGGAGGUCAACCUAAUAUUGGAAAGUCAACCCGCCAGGAAGGUGCAAAACAGAAGGUUCCAUUUCGACCUGCUGGUGCUAAAAUUUUAGUACCUUCUAGAGUUAACGAGCAGAACUCUAUCCUUGCUGCUUCAAAACCCAAGAAGAAAACAGCACCUGUUGACACUAAGAACUUGGCUGGUGAUGGAAAUGAAAAUGUGUCAGUAAAAACAUCUGCAAGUAAAAAGUCCCAGAGCAAAGGUGUUGCAGGUGGAGUCAUGGUGGGUAGAGGUCAAAAAGGGACAAAACAGAGUGUUUCAAUAAAGAAUGGCUUAGUAGGAAUGGUUUCCUUGAAGGAAAAAGGCAAGGAUCGAGACAACUUGGAAAAACCCAAGAAUUUGAUUCAUAGGUACCACUUUCGAUAGAAAGGAUAUUAAUGAUAACAGUAGCACACUACAGCCUCUCGUGGGUUCUGGCAUGUAUAGCAUAAUUCUUUAACAUAGUUUUAAACUUUGGAGGAAGCAUGGACUGAAGCAACAGAGUUUUGCCUUUUUGCCAAGAUUUUGUUACUUUUGCAUUGUGACAUCUCUGACCCAGAGAACUCACAAGAGCUUUGUGAGUCAUGGCCUCAUUUAAAAAAAAAAAUUAAUAUCAGAAAUAUUGGUUUUUCUCUUGUGUAUAGAUUA
This is a messenger RNA of Humulus lupulus (European hop), 1882 nucleotides long. RefSeq lists its product as uncharacterized. Lineage: Eukaryota; Viridiplantae; Streptophyta; Magnoliopsida; Rosales; Cannabaceae. The record is from RefSeq and is a predicted model, not a curated record. The transcript is spliced from 6 exons. The coding region runs from base 254 to 1621 and encodes 455 amino acids.